Messenger RNA from Triticum dicoccoides, 1421 nucleotides. RefSeq lists its product as uncharacterized. Bases 358 to 687 code for a protein of 109 amino acids. Lineage: Eukaryota; Viridiplantae; Streptophyta; Magnoliopsida; Poales; Poaceae. The record is from RefSeq and is a predicted model, not a curated record. The transcript is spliced from 7 exons.
UCUCAAUUGAUCGCCUCCGCCGCUACACAUCCACGCCGUCGAGAAGCACUUCGGCACCGCCGCGGCCGGUAGCGAAGACUUCGGCGGCCUCCUCUCCGCCGAUACCGACGACCUGAUUGCCCUCGAGUUCCCAACCUGUCCGCCCUAGAGAACCGGCGCCGCCACGGCCGGCAGUGACGACUUCGGCGGCCUCUUCUCCGCCGACACCGCCGACCAACUCGCCCUCGAGUUCCCCACCUGCAACCACUUCGAUGGGUUCCAGAAGGCGACCAAGGAGAUGGUGAGCAACAAGAAUGGGACGAACACGCUCUCCAUCUUCGACAAGGCGUCAUCGUCGCCGCCGACUCCCGGGCCAGCAUGGGCGGGUACACAUGGUUCGGUCUUGGUACUAUGUUGAUAAGCGAGGGUGCAAGGCUCAAGGGAAGCCGGUUCUCUAACUCUCUUUACAAAUUCAACGUGUCAGUUGAGGAAGCUGCUGAGUUAGCAUGGCGGGCGCGGGCUUUUAUCACGCAACCUUUCGUGAUGGAGCCAGUGGUUGUAUUCAUAUUGGUCCUGCAGGAGCGCGGCGCUUUGCUGACCAAGAAGAUUGAGAGGGGGCGCCAAUUGCUAGAGAGCGAGAAGGCCCGAACUGCUGCGUUGGAGGCCUCAGUAUCCGAUUGCAUCUCAGCCGAGGAGCAAUAUUGCUAGAUGCGUCGUUGUCUUAGCUUGGUUUGGAAGGAGGCCAGCAAUUAUCAGAGCAUCACCGAGUUGGAUGCUUUGGAGGCCUGUUCCUGCCAGGAAUUAUUGUUGAAAAUGCGAGACGCUGGAGAUUCCAACCAAAACAUUACCUCCGGUCUCCGGGCAAUGGUGCAAAAUGAGAGAGUGGCAGAGGCCAACCUGCGGUGACAAAUCCAGUCCAUCCGGGAUGAGAUUGAAGCUUCAGGGACCGCCCUGCGAGAGGUCGGUCAAUGCAUGUCGGUGGAAUUGUCAGAUCAAUACGGCCAAAUAGCCAAGCUCCAGGAGGCCGCCCAAGGUAUUCUUCCGUAAAUGUAUGUUGUGCCGGAUCAAGACAGCCUUGGUGUUGUCACUAGGCGCUGACCCGUGCAGCAGGUUCGGUGUGGAUCUCGCAGGAUGUUGAUGUCCACUUGGGUCCGUUGAUCGAACGUGUAGCCGGAGCCCGGGAUCGCUGGUCGACCUCCAAGAAGCUGCCGCCAAGGAAGGAGCCCGACUCGUGCUUGCACGCUCGAGUCGCGCUGUAGCAAGGUCUCCACUCAUGUUGUUGCGACCUCCGUUCCUGAGAACCGCCCACUGACGAAUUUCUUUGAAGUCAAGGACACCGUCUUGAUGGUGGCGACUGGAUGUGAGCUUGAUGUGAGCCUGAAAGAGUAGGGACAUUUGUUGGCCGUGUGUGGCGUUAGGCAAUGUCUACUUUGUUACAAUUU